This is a messenger RNA of Megalops cyprinoides (Indo-Pacific tarpon), 1281 nucleotides long. Its product is annotated as matrix metalloproteinase-21-like. Gene Ontology annotation, cellular component: extracellular matrix. Gene Ontology annotation, molecular function: zinc ion binding; metalloendopeptidase activity. The transcript has 7 exons. The record is from RefSeq and is a predicted model, not a curated record. Gene Ontology annotation, biological process: extracellular matrix organization; collagen catabolic process; proteolysis. Lineage: Eukaryota; Metazoa; Chordata; Actinopteri; Elopiformes; Megalopidae. Bases 1 to 1281 code for a protein of 426 amino acids.
AUGGGUGGUUCAAGCAGGGACUGGGACUCCAGGGCGCGCAGGUACAAGCGCUCGCGGGGGCCCAGCUGGUCCCAGGGCCCGAUGCCGGGGAUGGCGUUUGCCAAGCAGGGGCUCCGGUGGCGGCUGCUCGCGGAGGGCCACAGUGCCCACCUCCCCGCCUGGCAGCAGAGACGCGCCAUAGCGCUGGCCUUCAGACGCUGGUCCGAGGUGGCCCCCCUGUCGUUCCAGGAGGACUCCAGCUCUCCGGGGAACGAGAUUGAUAUCCGACUGGGAUUCGGCACAGGGCGUCACCUGGGCUGCCCCUGGCUGUUUGACGGGCCCGGUGGGGAGCUGGCACACACCGCCCAGCCAGGAGAGAUACAUCUGGAUGAUGACGAGCCCUUCAGCGUCUCCCCGUCCGAUCACGGGGUCAAUUUACUGCAGGUGGCACUGCAUGAGAUAGGUCACGUCCUGGGGCUACCUCACCUGUCCUCCCCUGACUCAGUGAUGAACCCUCUGUAUCCCACCACUGGGGGCAGUAUGGAGUUAGACUGGCAGGACAGGAGGGCCAUUCAGGAACUGUAUGGGAAGUGUGAGGGUCCCUUUGACACUGUGUUUGACUGGGUCAGGAAGGGAUGGAGUGGCCAGCAGGAGGAGCCAGUGAUCCAGUUCAGCACUUACUUCCUGCGCGGAGACCGAUAUUGGCUGUAUGACAAUCGCCAGGGGCGACCUCGACGGGGAGACCCAAGGAGUCUGGAGCAGGGCUGGAGGGGGCUGCCUACUGGUGGAGUAGAUGCUUACCUCCACAUCUGGACCACUGACAUAGACAGGGCCUACUUCUUCAAAGGCACCCAAUACUGGCGUUACAACAGGGACGCCGACCAGACUUUUAUCAAGGACGGUGAGGCUGAACGGUACCCACAAUGCAUCUCUGAGGGUUUUCCGGGCAUCGCCGGACCCCUGGACACUGCAGUAUUCCUCCAACAGCGUCGCCUCAUCUACUUUUUCAAGGGUCAUCAGGUGUGGGCGUACAAUGUGUCGCGUCAACUGACAUUGGAAGGGUUCCCUAAAAGUUUAGAGGAUGUAUUUCCAGCUCUGGUUCCAAAUGACCACCCCAAAGGCAACUUGGAUGCUGCAUACUACUCCUACUCCCAUCGUGCCUUGUUCCUGAUCAAAGGGUUGUACUGCUGGGAGGUGUCCACAGGGGGCGAUGGUGAGAAUGCCCUGCAGCCCCAGAGGAGAGUAGCAGAGCAGUGGCAGGACUUGUGUGACGUCCACCCCAGCUCUACGGUUGAUAGAUAA